This is a messenger RNA of Lagopus muta (rock ptarmigan), 2884 nucleotides long. It is a transcript of the gene NRG4, whose product is annotated as neuregulin 4. The coding region runs from base 304 to 666 and encodes 120 amino acids. The record is from RefSeq and is a predicted model, not a curated record. The transcript is spliced from 8 exons. Gene Ontology annotation, molecular function: chemorepellent activity. NCBI's taxonomy places the organism in Eukaryota, Metazoa, Chordata, Aves, Galliformes, Phasianidae. Gene Ontology annotation, biological process: nervous system development; intracellular signal transduction; animal organ development.
UCGGGGAAGGUGAGGCGCGAGAGCGCGGGGCGGGGCGGCGGUGGCUCCCUCCCCUUAGGGGUGGUGGCCCCGCCCCCUCCGCUGGGUCCCCGCGGGGCGGGAGGCGCCGCGCGGUCGCUGUCCGCGGGCAGACAGCGGCAUUACAUAACCGCGUACAGAGAGCAGCCGCGGGAUUACACGAUGCAGAUUAGCGGCGGCGUCGAUUCAGCGGAUCGCCCUGCGUGUGUGUGAGGGGCGGCACGGCCGUGCGGGUGCCGUUUAGAAGAAUAGCUUCUGCCCAAGAAUUAGAAUUGUUGGAAUAAUAUGCGAACAGAUCAUGAAGAACUCUGUGGCACCAGUUAUGGAUCUUUUUGUCUAAAUGGAGGCAUUUGCUAUAUGAUUCCUACUGUACCCAGUCCAUUCUGCAGGUGUAUUGAGAAUUACACAGGAGCACGCUGUGAAGAAGUUCUGUUGCCCAGCAUCAAGUCUCAAACCAAAGGUGACCUGUUUGCAGUUCUCUUGGCUUCACUUCUCCUUCUCGGAGUUCUUUUAAUUGGAACAUUCUACUUCCUUUGCAGGAAAGCCACCAUUGCAAGGACAGGUUCCUCAGAGUGUGGUGCCCACCUGGUGGAGACUACAAGCAGCAAUGGCUGCAACACUUCUGCUUUGUUUGUUUUUCAGAAAUAAUAACGGAGUAAAGCAUUAGAGUGGAAGAAUGGUGAGAAAAUGAUGUGCAGAGCAACCCUAACAGCUGCAGAGGUUGAUAUGGGUUAUGUGGCUCGGGCAAAGAGAAGCCAAGUGACAUGGUCUGUCUCUCUUUCUCCCCUGAUGACACAAAGAGAAUGGCUGGGUACUGAGAGGCAUAGAAGACAUGAAUUGAACAGUCCUACUUUCAUCUCGUUUCUAGCGCUGGAGGUUGUGACUAAGACAAAAACCAACAUGCAUUCAUACAGCAGCACAUCACCUAGCAGCUCACUACUUGGGAUCGACCAUGCUGUACUGAAGAAAAAGCUUGAGAACAUUUCUGGAAGUGAAAGGGAAGAAAAUGCAGAAUGCAGAUUUCUCAUCUCUGAAAUAAGGGGAAAAAAGGUGUCUAGAAACGAAGGUGGAAAGGAAGAUGUGAAUCAGAGUCAAUUCCUGGGGCGUCUACUGCAUGCUCUGGCAUCAGAAAAGAUAGCGUAUAUUUUACACACACGUAGAUGCAAACACAGCAAGGAAAAGAAGGAAAGACAAAGUGUUACGGUGUAUACAGUAAGAAGUCAAGGAGAAAAUAAUAAUAUAAUAGCAAAUAGUAAACAGAGAAAAAUGUAUUACUUUCUGAGGACUCAUGUGAAAGAAGCUGGAGUACGAGCGAAAGCUCAGCAUCUGCAGGAAAACAUCCAAUCAACCAGAGAUCCUGAACCAGAAACGUUCCAGUUGUAUAAAGCAUAGCUUCCUCCUCAAAUUAACCAGCUUACAUGCUGGUUUUGGGACCCCAAACCCUUGUCAGUUACCCAGGAGGACACUGUUAAUACUGUUUUAAAGGCUAGGAAAGAACAAAGUGAUUUUUCAUCGCAUGCGGACACACCACUGUUAGAUUCACAGUUCAGGAGAUGUGCAACAAUCCUGACAGCUGCAUCAGAAUCAGAGUUAGCUGAAAUACUCUGCACAGUCUCUGUGGAAUUGAGUCAGAGAAGACUGCUGUCAGGCAACCUCUGUGCAUUACUGAUCACGAGACAUUCAGACUGACUAACUAACAUCCAGCACACUGUUUUCACCGAAGAAGAAAAGGCUUAUGGUCAUCUGAAAUGGAAAGUGAGGGAGGAAAUCUUGCUACAAGAUGUGGAAAACAAAUGGACUGAAGUUGUACUCUGUAAACGGUUAAAACCCUCUCAGCUUUCUAGACAGACAUGGAAUAAUUCUCCAGUAUUACCACUCACAUUUGCAUUAUCUGGGAAACAAUUUGUACAAAAAGUGAGAAUGAAUAAAUCAAAGGGGUGUUUAAAUGCAAACAACUCCAUCUAUGAAACAAUGUUAUCUCUGAAUGAAAUCUUAUUAGCGGUCAACACUGCUUCACAUCCAUUGCAACUGAGAACGUUUCAGCUUCUAACAUUAAUUAUUUCCAUUCAUUAGCUUGGUGAAUUUGCCUUUCAAGUCACAAGGAGAGGAGGCUAUAAAUUCAUGUUAAGCUGGUCAAACACCACAGGAAGCACAGGGUAGCCCACAUCACCUCUGAUUUAAUAAACUUGCACAAUGCUGUCAAGCAGUGCUUGUUUAAAAAUUAAGUAGUCCUGUGAGCAAGAAAGCUACAGAAAACACUGCUUCCAAUCAGAUACUGUUCUUGGAGCCAGGGGACUGCAGAAAAGGGUUGUGUGUCUGCAAGGGAUGGGCAAGGAGGUCCCUUCUCUGCUUCCCUCUGUUUUUGAGAAAUAUAACAUCUCCCAUCUUUGAAACUGCUCCUCCAUCACUUUAAAUGGGAUCACACUACUACAAAAACUGAGAGGAGCGCGGAUUAGUUUGGGUAGGACUUUCCCCUGUAGUAUGGCCACCUCCAAACACAGCAACAUUGAUGAAGAUGUAUCUGCUGAGUUUGGAAAAAGCCUCAGAACUGAACUGUGUGAGAUUCUCUGGCAGGGUUAUUUAGGUAGCUGGGAUGCACACAUUCACUGUCUGAUCAUACAGAAUGAUCGGAAGAAUCCCAACAAAAACCAUCUGCUUUUUCUUUUUUUUUUUCUCUCUAAGAAGGGCAAUGCAGUUUUUUCAUUACUGUAUGUAACAUUACCCAUCUGUGCUUAUCCAGAGUCUGGUUUGGGUGUUUUGUUUAUUUAUUGCCCUUUUUAACCUGGUCAGUGUAAUCUGUGCUCUGACACCAGGGAGCACUUUAACAAAGUACCAAAUGCACACUCUCUCAAGUACUUACAGGCUG